Penicillium cosmopolitanum is the source of this 1476-nucleotide messenger RNA. RefSeq lists its product as uncharacterized. Gene Ontology annotation, molecular function: transmembrane transporter activity. The transcript is spliced from 5 exons. Lineage: Eukaryota; Fungi; Ascomycota; Eurotiomycetes; Eurotiales; Aspergillaceae. Gene Ontology annotation, biological process: transmembrane transport. Gene Ontology annotation, cellular component: membrane. The record is from RefSeq and is a predicted model, not a curated record. Bases 1 to 1476 code for a protein of 491 amino acids.
AUGGAUUCAGAUAUGAAAGUGCAGAAUAAGUUGGAGCUUGAACACUCCCAUCAUGAUAAUAUAGGGGUCGAGGGUGUUCUAGACAACUAUGAGGCAGCUGAAGAGCUCAAGGUAGUCAGGAAAUGUGACCUACGCGUUGUGCCAAUUCUUAUGCUUCUAUAUCUUCUUGCCUUCCUUGACCGCAUCAAUAUCGGCAAUGCACGGUUACAGGGGCUGGAGAGAGAUAUUGGCAUGAAAGGUGGGCAGUACAACUACGCGCUUUUUAUUUUUUUCAUCCCCUAUAUCCUUUGCGAGGUUCCUUGCAAUUUGAUAAUGAAAAAGCUGGCCCCAUCCACGUGGAUUAGUGGAAUCAUGGUGGCGUGGGGGUGUGUGACUGUUGGCCAAGGAUUCGUGAAGAGUUGGUCUGCCCUAAUGGCCUGCCGAUUCUUGAUCGGAAUAUUUGAAGCUGGAUUCCUGCCCGGCAGCGUCUACUUGAUUUCACUGUACUAUAAGCGGUUUGAGCUUCAGUGGCGAUUGACACUUUUCUUCAGUGCCAGCAUUCUAGCAGGGGCCAUAAGUGGGCUAUUGGCCUAUGGAUUAUCCUUUAUGGAGGGGGUCUGUGGCUACUCCUCCUGGAGAUGGAUCUUCAUUCUGGAAGGGAUCGUGACUGUAGUUGUUGCGAUAAUAGCAAAGUUUCUGAUUGCCGAUUGGCCUGAAACUGCUCGCUUUCUGAAUGAAAGAGAGCGUAGCAUUCUUCUUGGGCGACUGCAGUCUGACGCGCAAGUCUAUCGCAUGGACCGACUAGAUCGGACCGCGAUGCGCAGAAUAUUGAGUGAUAAGAAAAUAUACCUUGGCACAAUUAUGUACUUGGGUGCAUUAAACACGGGAUAUGCAGCUUCAUUCUUCACGCCAACAAUUAUUCGCGACAUGGGAUGGACAUCCUUGAUGGCACAAGUGAUGAGCAUUCCAAUCUAUAUCGUGGCAGCAAUUAUGACGCUCUGUAUCGCCCUAAUUAGUGACAAAACAAGACAUCGAUUUGGCUUUGUCCUAGUGGGGUGCAGUAUAGCCACGGUAGGCUAUGUUAUCUUACUCGCACAGCGAUCUGUUCCUGUUGGUGUGAGAUAUUUUGCUCUCUUCGCCAUAACGAGUGGUGGCUAUAUUGCUCAGCCUCUUCUCAUCGGAUGGUUAAGUAACAAUAUGAGCGGACAUUACAAGCAAGCCAUUGCCUCAGCUGUGCAAAUUGGAUUCGGAAACUGUGGUGGUUUGGUUGCUAGCAAUAUUUUCUUGUCUUCCGAGGCACCAUUCUAUACUACGGGUUACGGCACAAGUUUGGGUUUGAUUUGGCUAUGCGUGAUUGCAUCUGCUACACUAUUCUUGGUUUUAUUCAGAGAGAAUAAAUUUAGAGACCAGGGAGGCCGUGAUGAGAGAUUGACACUCGGCUCCGAUGAGGUUCAGAACCUCGGGGACGGCCAUCCGGACUUUCGCUUCACAUACUAG